GGAGAAUAACUGCUUCAAAACUGAAAGCUGUUUGCAGGACAAAUAAAAAAUCGCCUUCUCUGUCGCUUAUUAAAAGCAUAUGCUAUACAGUAAACUCUGCAUUUUACACAAAAGCAACAUAAUGGAGAUUAAGAGCAUGAAUCUGUUGCUGUUGGAAAAUACCAAAAAGUAAUGGAGGAACAACAUGAAAAUUUAAUGAUCAACGAUGUGGGCCUCGUUGUAAGUUCCAGGUAGCCACAAUUGGGAGCAUCUCCAGAUAGAAUAGUGUAUUGUGAGUGUUGUUUAGGAGGAGUGUUGGAAGUAAAAAGUCCUUAACUUUCAUAUAAAAAUGGCACUAAAGAUAUUAGGGAAUAUUAUAGUUUUAAAAACUCUUGCCUAAUUCUAAAAGGUAAUAAAAUCAUAUUAAAACGUGAUCAUUCGUACUAUUAUCAAGUACAAAUGCUUGUGUGCAAUUUGAAAUAUAACGACUUUGUAAUUUGGUCUCUAUUUAUUUUUUUUACUGAAAGAAUAUUUCCAGACUUACAUUUUUGGAAUACAAAUUCAAAAAUUGCCUUAAAAUUUCAUACCGAAAUUAUAAUGCCAGAACUUUUGGGUAAAUAUUCAACAAGAAAAGAAGGAUCUACAAAAUUGAUUUUUUGGUGCAAAUGUAAGAGUGUUGAUGAUGGAACGCCAAUGAUUUGCUGCGAUAAUAACAAGUGCCAAAUUAAAUGGCUUCAUUUUAUAUGUGUAGGCCUUUCAAAUAUGCCAAAUACAGAAUGGAUUUGUGACUUUUGUAAAUAGUAUCAAUUUUAUACUAUGCUAGACCGAAAAAUUAUCUGGACAUUUUAUUUUCGUCCCGCAAAGUUUUUUCUUCGGUUUUUAACUCUUUAAACA
Psylliodes chrysocephalus is the source of this 873-nucleotide messenger RNA. NCBI's taxonomy places the organism in Eukaryota, Metazoa, Arthropoda, Insecta, Coleoptera, Chrysomelidae. The record is from the annotation of a GenBank genome assembly.